AUGAAAGAAGACAAUUUUAUGAAGUACGCCAAACAGUUCGUGAAACAUGUUAAACCUAGUAAAGAAAAACCAGUACCUUUGUUGCUGGAUAACCAUGACUCUCACAUAUCAACUGAAGCGUUGGAUUACUUUAAAAGUUGUCUAUCGUCGAAGACACGUCACAUUUCUUGUGUGGGAAUUCCAUCAGAUGUAUUGAAGAUAAUAAGAACACCUGGUUUAUUCUGGUACUGUCCUACAUGCUCUCAGCAGAAAAAAGAUUUUGAUCGAGUAUUUAUCAAAAUUGAUGAUAAAGUAGAUACACUUAUUGCUGAUGUUUAUAAUAUUUUCUCCGAGGCUAAAGGUCAUCUGAUAAAUAAGGUUGAUGAAACUUUGGAACAGACUGUCUCACAAAGGGUCCCGGGUCCAAGUGCCUCAUAUGCAAAUACCUUGAAAAAGACUGUGAACGUGAUUGUUACGCCAAAAAACAAUGAUCAGUCUCAUUCUGCUACGAGGCUUAGAAUUAGUCAGUCUGUUGACCCUGUAGAUAACAAUAUAAGAUUUUCUCAGGUGAAAAAUGUAAAAAACGGUGGAAUACUGAUCAAAUGUGAUGGUUCGGAUGAUGCCAAUAAACUGAAGGAUUUGGCGUCGCGGCACCUUUCUGCCGAUUAUGAGGUGAAGGAGGUGAGGAAGUUCAACCCGCGCUUAAAAAUUGUUGGAAUGUCUCAGUGUAUCGAAAAAGAGGAGUUGUGUACAAUGCUGAAAUCUCAAAAUAAUGCGUUUCAUGCUGAAAACCAAAUUACUACCAUAACACCCUCUCCUACAAGAUGUUUGAGAACUGAGUGUGAGUCACGUUCUCUUUUUGACGAAACAUUCAAUUCUGUAUUUGAACCGGAACUGAGAGAAAACCUCAAAACACCAGAAGACGUUCAUUCUACAGAAGCAAAUGUGCACCCAUCUUUACACAACCUAAACCUUUUCUCAACUUCAUCAGCAACAUUUGAAGAGCUAAGACACGUUCCAAAAGCCGCGCCACUUUUAGAAAAUAGGAGAAAUAUUCAGAAACGUAAAAUAGCUAUAUAUACCGAUACCUCGGAAAAACUAAAUCUUUUAGAUAUGAAAAACAAAAGAGAAACAAAUAUGAAGAAAAAAACAGAUGCAAAGGACAGAAUAGAAAAAGGAAAAGUGAAGGUCAAAGGAAAAGGAAAGGGUAAUGGAAAAGGAAUGGAUAAAGUUGAUGAGAUUGUUGAUGACACCGUCGAUGAAAAUGACGGUAAUGGUGUAGAUUCAGAUGAUGAGAGUACGAUUUGUUUAGAGUGCACUGAAUCCCACGUCGAUAGUGUUCGAGGCGAACAAUGGAUUCAGUGCCUAACUUAUAAUUAUACGACAUCAUUAUGGCUCUCACCGCUGCUGAAAGAUAUUUUCAGAUGGACCCGCGACUCAGACUUUGUCAAAGUUAAUUGGAAAUAUUUUGAGGCGGAACGUGGAAAGGGGGCGGCAGACGGUAUCGGUGGAUUUAUUAAGCGAACUGCUGACCAAUUUGUUGCCAUUGGGAAAGAUAUUUCUGAUGCUUCUUCCUUCUAUCAGCUUCUGAAAGACAGUAGCAACGUGAAGAUGUACCUUAUACUUGAACACUUUGAAAAUAUGGGGAGAGAAUAUCCAACAGAAAUAGUUUACAAUGCUGUAUAUGGUUCGGACUCGGAAUCUAGCGAUGAUCAACCUGGAUUGUCAAAAGAAAAAGAUGAUGACAACAAGUUAAUUGAAAAGGAGAAUAUUCAUCCCAGUAGAAUCGAAGAAGGAGUCGACGUUCUAGUAAAAAUUUGCUCUUCUAAAAACGAAUACAUUUACCUUGGAAAAGCGUUAAAUGGAGUAGACGAUGAUGAAGAAGUAAAAAUAGUAUUCAUGAAGUCUGUUGACCAUACCGGAAAAACAUUUAAAUUGGUCGAAAAUGAUAUACCAUACGAACAAUAUGAAAGCCUGAUAAGAAUUGUUUCUGAACCUAAAAAUAUAAUGAAGCGCAAAAGGGUAUAUUCCCCACUCCUUUAG
Molecule: messenger RNA, 2022 nt
Organism: Acanthoscelides obtectus
Lineage: Eukaryota; Metazoa; Arthropoda; Insecta; Coleoptera; Chrysomelidae
Source: the annotation of a GenBank genome assembly